Williopsis jadinii is the source of this 2023-nucleotide messenger RNA. RefSeq names its product DNA-directed DNA polymerase eta (gene RAD30). The transcript is spliced from 2 exons. The record is from RefSeq and is a predicted model, not a curated record. Lineage: Eukaryota; Fungi; Ascomycota; Saccharomycetes; Phaffomycetales; Wickerhamomycetaceae. Gene Ontology annotation, molecular function: DNA-directed DNA polymerase activity; damaged DNA binding. Gene Ontology annotation, biological process: error-prone translesion synthesis; response to radiation. Bases 200 to 1807 code for a protein of 535 amino acids. Gene Ontology annotation, cellular component: site of double-strand break; nucleus; replication fork.
AAGAAGUUGGAGAAGAACAGAAGCGGAAGAAGGGGAAAAUUUUUUUUCAAAUAGGCACAUAUCCGACUUGUUUUUCCUCGGAUUUGGUACGUGCGUCUCAUCGCGCUCUGUUUACUUUUCUUAGGGCUUCAUUCCAUGCGUUUUGAAGACUCAGAAACACAGGGACUGAGACCAGGGACUCAGCAGAUACCGGUAAACGAUGGUGAAAGUUGUUGUUUCGUCAGACGCUGUCCAGUCCAAGUUCAAAGUGCGGGAUCUACUGGCCCUUCAAAGCCCACAGAGGUCAUAUCUGUCGCCAUUAUCGGUCAUUGCCCAUAUUGAUAUCAAUGCUUUCUUUGCACAGGCUGAGCAGAUAAGACUCGGACUGUCGAGACAAGACGCCGUCGUUUGUGUACAGUGGUCGUCGAUUAUAGCGGUGAGCUAUGCUGCCAGAGAGUAUGGAAUAAGCAGGAUGGAUUCCAUAGAAUCUGCAAAGUUGAAAUGCGAUAAGCUGGUUCCUGUUCACACAGCUGUUUUCAAGAAAGGUGAAAACUUUUGGCGAUACCACGAUGAGGAUAAGGAUCCGCCUUCUCCUAUCAACCAUAAGGUGAGUUUGGACCCUUAUAGGAGAGAGAGCAGGAAGAUUAUGAAAAUAUUCAAGAAGAAUUGUGAUCUGGUGGAAAAGGCCAGUGUUGAUGAAAGCUUUAUGGAUCUUGGUAGGUUGGUGAUUGACAGAAUCCUCCAAUUGAUUCCAUCCCUAAGACAGCAGUUGGAUAAGAUGGAUAAGCAAGACCUCUUGCCAUCCUUACCUUCAGAUCUCAACUUUGAAGCACAUGGGUUUAUUGUGGGGUAUGACGACCAAUCGGAAAUUCAAAUAAGUGAUUGGGAUGAUUUUGUCGUGCUGUUGGGAUCAUCAAUAACUAGUGAAAUAAGAGCGGAGAUAGAGUCAGAACUGGGCUAUACAACGUCCUGUGGUGUUGCAAAGGUUAAGACAGUGUCGAAGUUGGCGUCUGGGUUCAAAAAGCCUGAUAAUCAGACCAUCGUGCUAAACUCACAGAUACCCAACUUCGUCUCGAACUUUGAUUUUACAGACUUUUGGUCAAUGGGUGGUAAAACAGGUGAAUACAUCAAGACAAAAUUAUCACCACCGGACUCUGAAAAUAUUGGGUAUAUCAGGGAUAAUUACGAUAUGGGAGAAUUGGAGGAAUACCUGGAGGACAAACAGCUCGCGGAGAAACUGUACCUGAUGGUUCGUGGUGAAUACGCUGCACCUCUUUCAGAGAGAAUUUUAGUGAAAUCUAUGAAUUCGAACAAAAAUAUCCGGGGGAACUCAGGUUCCUCUUUACAGGAUGCAAGUGAAUGGAUAAAAGUAUUUGCUGCUGAUCUAUUCCAACGGCUCGUUGAAAGUGAAGAUGAGAAUGGCUAUAGAACCAGAGCCAAGACCAUCAGUCUCAAAUUUGUCUCAAAGAAAUCUGGUCAGACGCAUUCUAAACAGAGCUCUUUACCUUUAGUUCCCAGAGAAGAGAUGGAGGAGACUUUGUACAAAUAUGGGGUUAAUCUCCUAAAGAUCUUGGGCUCACAGUUUGGUGAUAUAUAUCCUUUGAUCAAUUUAAACAUGACGAUAUCGAAUUUUGAAGUUGUUGAUAAUAACAGUACAAGCAUAAUGGGGUUUGUCAAGAAGACGGAUGUGUUUCCUACUGGUUUUGCUUCUCAAUUAACAAAGUCCAAUGUUCAACCAAAGCCAAGUGUUGUUGCGCCUGUUCCAGACAAAGAAAGGGCUUAUGAAGAACUUGGAGAUGACAAAAGACAAACCAAACUGCCAUUCUGAAAUGAAACCUAUAUAUUCACACACUAAGAGAUAAAUCUACAUUCACAAACAGUCGUAAAAAGUGGUUAAAUGUCAUUAAAUAAAGAUCGGAAUCAUAUCACACACAUAAACAAGAGCAAUUGGGACAAAUCAAAGUACAAAAUUCAAAAGGACAAAGUCGUAAAGAAUGCUUAAUAGCAAGGCACAGCUAUUUUGGAAUGUUAACAGUCAGAGGGA